Molecule: messenger RNA, 813 nt
Organism: Periconia digitata
Lineage: Eukaryota; Fungi; Ascomycota; Dothideomycetes; Pleosporales; Periconiaceae
Source: the annotation of a GenBank genome assembly
UUUUUCAUUGAAGCUGCCCUUUCGAGAUCCAAUAUGCCUCAACCUGUGCCAGCGCCAGUUCCGACUGCGCGAGCUAUCUCCCAAAAAGACCUCCCCCCAUCUGUCGAAACAGCAUACUACCGGAAGUGCAUCGAUCUACGCCGUCGCAUCAAUGACAUUGAAGAAAACAACGACGCCACGAAACUGCGAAUCCGGCGACUCAACCGCGGAGUCCAGAAGAUGCGCCUAGAGCGCGCAUUCCUCCUAGACGCAUUGAACAAGCUGAUGGAGUACAACGUGGACGAUUCGGACCAAAGCAGCAGCACACCCCCCACACCCACAGAUAAACCCCUCCGAAGCAAACGAAGCCAUCGAAAGGGCUCACCCACCAGCGGUCUUCCGGCAGGUAGUGGCGCCUCCGGAGUGCAGCAUGCGAGCCCGGGAAGCACGCAUCAACAACAAACCCUCGCGCACGCAAACCCAAUGUCAUCGGCGCAAAGCACGCCGGAUCCUAGUCGUACAGCUCCUUUCUUCAGCACAAUCGGGGCCACUGCCACAUCGCCGCCCCCAGUCAACGGCACAUCGACCAGCCUAUCGGUGCCUCCUCUACAACCCCAACGGCAACCCGAAUCCGCAACACGAUCUUCAUUUUUCGACCCCGUGGCAGACGAGCAGCGACCGACGACAGGUGACAACGAAGCAGAACCUUCUUCGCGAGCUCGAGCCCUCUCCGGUGCCGCUCGGCCAUCGUCACAGAACGUUGAGAAUGGAGACACGGAGAUGACUGAUGCCGCAUCUGGGGCUGGCGGGUUCACAGCGGUAAAUAAUGCGUAG